Molecule: messenger RNA, 3519 nt
Organism: Sceloporus undulatus (fence lizard)
Lineage: Eukaryota; Metazoa; Chordata; Lepidosauria; Squamata; Phrynosomatidae
Gene: HOOK2
Product: hook microtubule tethering protein 2
Biological process (GO): cytoplasmic microtubule organization; cytoskeleton-dependent intracellular transport
Cellular component (GO): cytoplasm; centrosome
Molecular function (GO): microtubule binding; dynein light intermediate chain binding
Source: RefSeq, a predicted model, not a curated record
AGGGAGGGCGCGCGAGGGGGCGUGGCAAGGCGCUGGCGACGGCCGCCGGCGGAGACGCCUCAGCUGCUUCCGAAGACUGUGUGGUGGCGUCGAGGCCGCCGCCGCCAUGGGCGAGAGGGGCCCGCGCGAGCGAUGCGGGGCGCUCCUCACUUGGAUGCAAACAUUCCAUGUUCCAUCUCCAUGUGCCAAGGAGGAGGAUUUGUCCAAUGGGGUUACAAUUGCCCAGGUGCUGAACAAGAUUGACCCCUCCUGGUUCAAUGAAACAUGGCUGCUGCGAAUUAAAGAUGACACCGGUGACAAUUGGAGGCUGAAGGUGAGCAACCUGAAGAAGGUUCUGCAGAGUGUGGUUGAAUACUCCCAAGAUGUUCUAGGCCACCAAGUUCCAGAGCAGCUUCUGCCUGAUGUAGCCCUGCUGGGAGAGCUCUCUGACACUGCUGAGCUGGGCAAGUUACUGCAGCUGGUGCUUGGCUGUGCUAUCAGUUGUGAGAGGAAGCAAGAUCACAUUCAGCAGAUCAUGACCCUGGAGGAGUCUGUGCAGCACGUUGUUAUGACAGCAAUACAGGAGUUGUUGACCAAAGACUCAUCAGACACACUGAGCUCGGAAACAUACGGGAAUUUUGAUAGUCAGUCACGGAAGUACUACUUCCUCAGUGAUGACCUAGAGGAAACAGAUGACAUGCGCCAGCGCUGCCAUGAUCUAGAACAACAGAUCUCUAUCCUGGUGGAUGAGAAAAAUACAUUGGUGCUGGAAAACAGGACACUCCGGGAGCAGAAAAGUGCUCUUGAAUCAGAUGCUGCUGGGCUCACUGGCAAGAAGCUACUUCUGCUUCAGUCUCAGAUAGAACAGCUGCAAGAAGAUAACUUUCGACUGGAGAAUGGCAGAGAUGACUUCCGUGUGCGCUGUGAAGAUCUAGAGAGGGAGGUGCAAGACUUGCAGCACCGUAAUGAGGAGCUGACCAGCCUAGCUGAGGAAGCACAAGCACUCAAAGAUGAGAUGGAUGUGUUGCGCCACUCAUCAGACAGAGUGGGGAGGCUGGAGGCAAUGGUGGAUUCCUACAAGAAGAAGCUGGAAGAUCUGGGUGACCUGCGGCGGCAGGUCCGGCUACUUGAGGAACGAAAUACUGUUUAUAUGCAGCGCACUUGUGAGCUGGAGGAGGAGCUGCGACGUGCUAAUGCUGUGCGUGCACAGCUGGAAGCACACAAAAGACAGGUUCAGGAGCUCCACAGUAAGCAUAUGGAGGAGUCCUUAAAGUCAGAGAAGUGGCAAUUUGAGUUCAAGACUCUCAAGGAGAAGUUUGAUGCGUUGAUAAAAGAAAAAGAGAGGCUGAUGGAAGAACGAUGCCUUCGAGAGGCCAAUGAAGAACUACGAUGUGCUCAGGUGCAGCAGAAAUUCCUUAACCAGGCAGAUACCAUGCUAGAAGAAAUUCCUUCUCCUGUGGAUAACUUGGCAGCUGAAAUCAUGCCAGCAGAACUCAAGGAGACCAUUGUGCGACUACAGCAUGAGAACAAGAUGUUAUGUGCGCAGGAGCAGUCAUAUCGCCAGCAGCAGAUAGAGUUGCAGGAGCUGCUGGAAGAAUCAAAUCGCACCAAAAACCAGCUAGAGGCACAGCAAAGGCUGAACCUGCAACAGAUCUCUGAGCUCAAAGCCCAAGUGGAGGAACUCCAGCGGGCUCUCCAGGAGCAAGGAAGCAAGGCAGAAGAUGCCAUUUCCUCUCUGCUAAAAAAGAAGCUGGAGGAGCACUUAGAGAAAUUGCACGAGGCCCAUGCAGAGCUUCAAAAGAAGAAGGAGUGCCUUGAUGAACUAGAGCCCAAAGUAGACAGCAACACUGCCAAGAAAAUUGAUGAACUGCAGCAGUCUUUGAAGAAGAAGGAUGAAGACAUGAGAGCCAUGGAGGAGCGAUACAAGCGCUACAUGGACAAGGCCUGCACAGUCAUUAAAAAGCUGGAUCCCAAGCAACAGCCUCAUGUAGUUCCUCUGGAGAUUCAGGCUUUGAAAAACCAGCUGCAAGAGAAAGAUAAGAAAAUAAGCCACCUUGAGUCUGAUUUUGAGAAGACGAAAUCUCAGCAGGAGCAAGAAGAAAAGCUCAUAAUCACUGCCUGGUAUAAUAUGGGCCUGGCAUUGCACCAACGAGCGACUGAAGAGCGAUCAUCCACCCCUGCAACAGUCCAGUCCUUCUUGGCCCAGCAACGAUUAGCCACUAAUACUCGGCGGGGCCACCUUAGCCGAGCUCAACCUUUGCUGCUUCGAUAUGUUGGAACAGACAAGCCUUCUCAGUUGUUAUGAUCUGGAAAAGCUGUCUAGUGAAUGCUUUCUGGGUGCAGUAUAUCUGAGGGGAGUGAAAUCUGACCUCCUGCUUUCCAUGCAAUGGUACCUCUUUGGGAACUCCAGUUUCCAUUUGUGUUGUUGACAUUAAAUUUUUAAUUGCACAAGGUUCUUCCUAUGCCAAGCCACAGUGCUCUUGUUUGACAGGAAAGUAUACUUAUCUGUUAUAUUUUCCUCCACAGCUGGGAACUGUCACAAAGGCAAAGAUCCUGCUUGAUGGAAAGAUACCCUCAUACCACCAUUCCUUAUUUGUCCCUUUUAAAUUCUGGUGUUUAUGUCACUUCUGUUCAUACCAUGUUAAACUAUCCCUCCCCUAGGACUCUCAUCUUGAUAUGGGAUAUCCACGUGGGGUAUGGGGCUCUAUUUCUUCCAUUGCCAUUCAGAUUUUCUGUUGGAGCAGUGAGAGUAUUAGCAUCUUUCAGGUUUAUUUUUAACAGGGCUUGGAAAUUUUAUUCUUGUGGAUUGCAACUCCUUGGAAUCCUCACCCAGCCAUAAGCCAUGCUGCCUGGGGGAUUCUUAGAGUUGUAGUCCAAUAAUAAUUUUUCCAAACCUUGCUUUGUGGUACUGAAUGUAGAAGGAUGAGGUAGCUGCUUUGAUCUUGGUCUUGUGAAUGGAAUUUGACUCCCUUAAACAAGAGUUGCAUCUCUACCUGAGCCACCUCUGCCUACCCAUGACCACUUCAGUGCCCGAGGCACAUCUGACAUAGCUUUGCUGGGUGGCUUAUGACUUCCUUCUAAGAAGGGACUUGGCUUUUGUGCAAAAAAAAAUCAAAACCCUCUCUGUCUGAACACUAAACUAGCAUUAGAUUUAAGGGAACGGGAAAGAACCUGCAGUCCUGUCCAUUAACAACUGGUGUGCACAACUUUACUGUCUUCACAGCAAUAGUUAGUCUGGUGCUUUUAAAAAAGUGUUACUGUUUCUGCCAUUGAUGGUUUAUUUUUCCUCCUUGGAUCAUAUUCCCAUUCUGGGAAGAAUGAAAGAUACAGUAUCCUUUUAAAAAUUUGUUCUUUAAAGUUUGGUUUUUAGUAAGAUCAUAGUUUUAAUGCUGUAAAUGAUAUGUUUUGUAAAGCUUUCUUGUUCAUCCAGGCAGAUGUCUCUGCCUCUUUAUUUUUCUAUUGGGCAGAAACCUGGCAUAAAGUGAUGCAGGGAGAGAUGUCUGUAGAAUCUUUACACUACAAAUAAAAGACUAUAACAUU